AUGGCAACUGUCAGGUGCCCGCGGUCUGGAGGGAUUAAAGGCGAUGAGCUGAUUGCUACACGUUCCCGUAUGCCUGCAGACGGAAGUUUGUCAUCGUCCAUCAACAUGAUCCGUGUGGACGAGAGCAACUUGGCCUUUGUGAUCAACGGACUUUCCUCGUCCAUGUUUCCGGCUUGCUCCUCGGUGGCGUCCGGCGGCUCGGGUCGGUCUUCUUCCGAAUGCCCCACGGUGGCGCAGCGCGACGGCGCCUCUCGUCUCGUCGCCAAAGUUCGAAUGGACGGCAAGACCCUUCACGGCAUGCUGCUCAUGAAUAUGGAGCGAACAGCAUUGUACCCGUUUGUGAGUUACUUCGUGAUAAACAAACUGAAGGUGAGCCCGGCCCAGCUGAGCAACAAGCUUUAUGAGGACACAGCUCAGGAGUUUCUCACGCAACUACCUGCGGUGGUGAAGCACCUGUCAAAGCUUCUCCACCGUGCGCCGGCGGUCACUCGGAGUGCCGACUGGCCUGGGUCCCAAACCCAAGGGUCCGGCCCAAGUAAGAGACCAUCUUCCGCGUCCUGCCGGGCAACGACGGCGAAAAGUUCGAGCGUCACUGGCUCUAUUGGACAGCAAGAUGGUGGGGGAAAAAACAAGAAUUCUUUCGACUGCUUGUUUGGGUCCGACUGGGGGUUAUUGAAGGGAAACGGGAGACAAGAACGAGAUGGAAACAUGAGCCAGACAUGCAUCCGACGCCAUUCUUUACGAGUCAUGCACUCAUCCGAAGAAGAACAUUUCGGAUGGCAGCUGUCAUUUCUUGUUACGAUUCGCGCCUUUUUCCUCGUGGUCGACCGCGUGUCAGCUUCGCUAGUCCGCAAUUUAGUGUAUUACUCUCCUGAGCUAUGGGCCAGCAAAUGGGCGGAUUUCUACGAGAAAGCGAGACUCAACAUGCAGAGGAUCCGACACAGAGACGAGGUCCAAGCACCAAAUAUGUCCGUAUCUCGGGGUCUACUAGUCAAAUUGCGUGGCAGAGGUGCUAGAGCCCUGUACCGGUCCCUGCCCAAGUGUGUGGGCCUCAAGCGGAUCUCGCUGCUCAAGUCUUCGGGUGCGCGCGGGAGCGUCGUGUACCUGUUGUUUCUCGAGCUAGGCGAUGCUGUGAAUAAGAAGGGGUGUCCUGAUCGACCUUGUACGUGACUGCCUAGAAUGAAGAGAUCCCUCAUGGAGAAAUCUCGCAAACGCCUCCGAGCACGCAGAGACCAUCAAGAGAUGGAGGGCAAUGAUUGAAAAAGUCUCUGCAGAACCGUUCUUUGUCAGUGAUGGCCGACAACGUCGACAUCUAUCUUUUAUCGACCACAUGCGAUCACAGCAGGGAGGAAGAGCUCUCAGCAAAGUUGAGGAUGAUGCGGCCGUGGAUGGACGAGACGCUGUUUGUUUCUCUUUUUUUUUCCGCGUGGGGAAAAGAGGGAAGGAGAAGUAUAUUCUUUCCCGGAAUUGUGUCUUGUAUUCGAAUAUCGAUGCUCAAACGCGCGGUUUGAAAGUGAACGAUGCUGACGAAGAUAUGGGGGAGGGGUGGAAAUGAUGGAUGAUGAAGAAUCGCGACACUGAAGGAAAUUCUGUGAUUUUGUUCCCCAGCCCCCUAUAUUGAGACCCCUGUGCUCCCCCCGCGCGCGCUUUCAGCAGUGUCCCCGGAUUCGGCAUCGUUGCUUCAAGAAAACGUUUUUCGCAGUCGGAAACUCGAUUCCGUUUCCUUUUUUUGUAGCUUAUACGAUGAGUCUCGCAAUGAAAAAAAAAAAGAAGCGAGGAUUCAGCGGGAAGAUUUCGACGAAAAUAUUAUGGGGGAAUCGAGGAGCAAUGACGACCGAUGCAAGCGGCUUUCAAUAAAAUCCGAUAAUACUUCGCUCA
Messenger RNA from Notodromas monacha, 1878 nucleotides. The record is from the annotation of a GenBank genome assembly. NCBI's taxonomy places the organism in Eukaryota, Metazoa, Arthropoda, Ostracoda, Podocopida, Cyprididae.